This is a messenger RNA of Dendronephthya gigantea, 357 nucleotides long. RefSeq names its product diacylglycerol kinase epsilon-like. NCBI's taxonomy places the organism in Eukaryota, Metazoa, Cnidaria, Anthozoa, Malacalcyonacea, Nephtheidae. The transcript has 3 exons. The coding region runs from base 72 to 353 and encodes 93 amino acids. Gene Ontology annotation, molecular function: ATP-dependent diacylglycerol kinase activity. The record is from RefSeq and is a predicted model, not a curated record.
AGGUGGUUGAACUGCCGGAAUUGGAAGGAAUAGUUGUUUUGAAUAUUAAUAGCUGGUGCGCUGGUGUCAAAAUGAUUUCUGGUAAUGAUGAAGAUGACCUACCCCCCGUGAGUUUUAGCGAUGGUAAACUUGAAGUCUGUGGUCUCUACUCGUCCUUUCAUAUCGCCAGAAUGCAUGUCAACCUGGCGGAUCCAUUAUUACUUGGUCAAGCCCAUGAAGUGAAGAUAACUGUGAAAGAAAAACGGAAGUUACCCAUGCAAAUUGACGGCGAGCCCUGGGAACAAGGGCCAAGUGUUGUCACGAUAUCUCAUCUCAAUCAAACGAUGAUGUUAACCAGUGAUAUACCCUUGUGAUGAA